This is a messenger RNA of Owenia fusiformis, 4966 nucleotides long. The record is from the annotation of a GenBank genome assembly. NCBI's taxonomy places the organism in Eukaryota, Metazoa, Annelida, Polychaeta, Sabellida, Oweniidae.
UGUCAAAGUGGAUGUUACUGAAAGUGUGAGGAGAAAACAAGCAUUUUAUUCAACAUUAAGUGAAACUAUUUGUUAAAAUAUUGGAUGUAUAACUAUAGACAAAAAUAACAGGACGUUAAAUAAAAAAUAGGAUUUUUACACCUGGAGUACUUCAUCAUAAAUGAAAAGUACUAACAGUCGCAGUUCAACGGAAAUAAGACGAAACAAGGCCUAAUAACACUUGAUGAUAACGAAAGAUAACUCUUGCGAUCUUAGGUGAUAUUGAAUGAAAUUCCUUUGAAUUACCUGAUAAGCGGAGAUAAUAUCCUCGAUAUUGAAAAGCCACUUUACUCUGAAGGUGCAUAUUUGGUGGAUAAUCUCAACUGUGAAGAGCUAAUAUUACUACUUCUGAUAAAUCUAAACUCAUUAACUCAAUGAAUUCCAUUUGAAUAUCUACAUUUAUAUUUACACUGCAAAUGACUCAACAAUAGCCGAAAUGGAGUCAAGAAAUAAGAUGCUAUUGGUAAUCUGGACUUUGGUGUCUGUAGUGUGUGUCUACGGACAAAGACAAGAGCUUAAAUAUACAAUUGAAGAAGAACUUUCUGCCAAUACAUUCGUAGCUGAUAUCCCCCUUGAUGCAAGGCUUCAGUCUGAAUUUGCGUCAACAGUUUUUGCUACACUCAGCUAUAACUUCUUAAGCCAGGAAAGUCAAGCUUCUUUGUUAUUUAAGAUUGAUUCAAAUAGUGGAAUCAUCAAAACCACCCUCCCGAUUGAUCGUGAUGACCUUUGUCUGAAUGUCGCCGAGUGUCUAGUUGAACUUGAUGUUGCUGUCCAUGACCCAUUUAUGACACAUUUUGAGAUCAUCAAAGUUGUCAUAGAAAUUGUAGACAUUAACGAUAACGACCCGGAAUUCCCACAAAGUGAGAUCAACGUGAAACUAUCAGAAUCUGUGCCGAUAAAUCACACAUUUCUGACGCAGGAAGCUUUUGAUAUUGAUGAAGGUAACAACUCUGUUCAGAACUAUGAAUUGAUUUCCCCAACAGGCACAUUUGGACUUGAUAUCAUAACAGGCUCUGAUGGAUCAAAAGAGUUAGCGAUUGUUGUGAGGAAAGAACUAGAUCGGGAAAAAACUGAUUUUUACCAGGUUGAGAUUGUUGCUAAAGAUGGCGGAAGUCCUCCAAGAAGUGGAGCUGUUAGAAUCAAUAUCUCCAUAGCUGAUAUUAACGAUCACACACCACGAUUUGGACAAGCUAACUACAAGGUAUCCAUCCCAGAGAAUACUGAACCCAAUACAUCCAUCAUACAAGUCACUGCAACUGAUGACGACAUUGGCUCUAAUGGUGACAUCAGGUAUUCCAUCAGUAAUCUUGCAACAAGAACUAUCAAGUCCUUAUUUGGUAUCAACGCUACCUCUGGUGAGCUGUAUGUGAAGUCUACACUUGAUUACGAGGUUGGUAGUGUCCACCAUAUUCCCGUAGAUGCAACAGACCAGAGCCAUGACCCACGUGUUGCCCAUACUACUAUAGUCUUAACAGUCCUUGACUUGAAUGACAACCGACCUGAGAUCAAACUUAAAGUUCUGUCUGGUGAAGCUCAAGUGUCAGAGGGGUCAGAACCUGGUGCCUUUGUUGCCCUAGUCUCCGUAAAAGACAAAGAUGACCCUGAAGGAAUCAAUGGCCAGGUCAAGUGUAACCUCAGCUCAGAUAACUUUGCUCUCAAUGCCUUUACUGAAAAGGAGUUCAAGGUUGUCAGCACAACUAAGUUUGAUAGAGAACGCCAAGACACGUACAACGUUACAAUCACAUGUUCUGAUAUGGGUGUACCACAGCAGUUCAGUGAGAACAAUUUCAUUGUAAAUAUCCUUGAUGAAAAUGACCACACCCCACAGUUUGAAACUCCAUCUAUAUCUGCAAAUAUUGUUGAAAACAACAGAAUGGGGGCCUACAUAAUCCAAGUAACUGCCCACGAUGAUGACAUUUUGGACAAUGGAAAAAUUGAAUACAAACUCCAUUCUGAUGCUGGUGAGCUUUUCAGGAUUAAUGCUGAUAAUGGUAAAAUAUAUGCCAACGUGAAGUUUAAUCGUGAAACCACUGACAGAAUUCAGUUCCGUGUGAUUGCCUCAGACAAGGGUGUCCCUCCAAGAAGCGCCAUCACAUAUGUCACCCUUCGCAUUCUUGACCUCAAUGAUGAGCCCCCAAUAUUUUUCCAGAAUACCUAUCCGUUCAAUGUGACUGAGGGUGAAGAUGUUGACACAUUUGUUGGCUCAGUAAGUGCCUUUGAUGCUGAUUUUGGUGACAAUGCCAAGUUCCGUUAUGCCCUUGAUCAGAGCACUGACGCUAAACAUUUUAAAAUCAAUGCAGAAACUGGCAGAAUCACAACCUCAAAAGUGAUUGACAGAGAGCGCAAAAGUAUGUUCCAUUUUCUGAUAAUGGCAUAUGACCAGGGGUCACCACAGCAAAGUGGAUCUGCAUCCGUGAUUGUAUCCAUACUUGACAUUAAUGACAAUCCUCCUAUCAUCACAUUCCCAUCCGCAUACAACAACACAGUGUAUAUCAACCCAUCCACUCCAGUAGGAAACCUCAUCACUACAGUAGAGGCAGAAGACCGAGACUUUGGGAACAAUGCCAAGAUGACCUUUCUCUUCCUGGAUGGGGACAGGGAGGGUUUGUUCCGUAUAGACACACAGACAGGCGACAUCUACCUUCAAGAGGAUCUCUCCACUUCCGAUGAAACCAGCCAUAAAUUGAAGAUCAUGGUCGCUGAUCAUGGCCCAGAUCAGAAAAAAUCCCGAAGUCAUUUAUCUGUGAUCAUAUCCGACUCUACAACAUUUAUUGGGUACGGUUCCCCUGCCACUGGAACAAAGAAACAAGCCAUGGGUCUCUCACAGCAGAAUAUCAUCAUUGUCAUCUGUCUUGCCGCUGCAACAAUCAUCCUCUCAGUCAUCCUCAUCAUCGCAAUAUUCAGAAUGAGGCGACGAAGCAAACCUAAAGGACGUCGCUACAAUGUGCGUCUUCAGAACGACAAGGCUGAUGAUAAGAAGAAACUUGCUGGGGGAGUUGGUAAAGGGAGCCCGAAUGGAUCUCCUACAAAUGGGAAGCCAGUUAUUGACUCCAGGGGACCAGCAGAUGGGAAAAAUACAAGUUUCAGUCUUGAGACAGAGACCCCGAAUUCUACCAUGACAGGCAUGAAUGGAACUAGUCUAAGCCAUGACAAGAAAAUGAUUCCACAGUCACCCAACACAUCAUUUCUAAGUAAUACAUCAAUGGAAAGUAAACCAUCAAUGGAGCAAAAGUGUAUGAAUGAUCUUACACAGGGAAACAAACCUAGCGUCAUGAAUGGACAAAAUGGCCGCCCUUGGAAUGCAGCGGAUCGAGACUUGGAGGUUCAUCGGUUAAUUGACAUACUAAAACGGGACCAAAACAAGCAUAAAGGUCACCAUGGAGAAACUUCAAGUGUCGAUUCUGAUCGCUCCAAUCCCGACAGUGGGAAAGGAACGAGUGAAAAUGAUGAAGACCCCUUGAACAAAAGUGGCGACCCAGAAGAUUCUUUUGAUAGUAAAGAUUUGAAAUCUCCCAAGAAAGUCAGCUUUGACAGCAAUCCAUUCUACAUUAAAGAAAAGCAAGGUAAAAAUCCAAAGGCAACAACACUUGGUAACAAUAACCAUAGCAACCUGGAGCCAGAUCUCGACAACAGUGGUUACCAUAGCAACCAAUCAGACAAUGGAGAUUUCCCAAGGAAUAUUAAAACAAGCACAAGCUCAGACAGUCUGGAUGACAACACAUUAGUGCCAAGUACCCCACAAGGUGCCCCUACAUUACAUACAUUUAAGCCCCAAGAUUCCAAGCCAAACUAUAUACCACAGACAUUUAGUGGGAAUAAUUUGAGAGGGCCUGUUCCACCACCAAAACCCAAACGUAGUCAUAGUGAUAAUUCAAUGCAGCCUCCUGCUGCCCUGCCCCCAAGGGGUAAUAGUGGACGUUACACCCCAGUAGGAAAUAGGUCAAACAUUCCAAGGGUGAAUUAUAAUGACUCUAUGUCACCUAGGUCGUACCAACCUCUCCCACAACAGAGUCCAUCAGCUGCAAAUAGACAGCCUCAUUUUCAAAACAAUCCGUCUGCUUUUCAAGGUCAGCAAAGUCAGUCUCAGUCUGACUCAAAAAACAGACUUCCAGUUCUAAACCAACAUAAUUAUCCAAACUAUGCAAAAACUGGAGGACCUUUUAAAGACUUUACAAUCGCUGAUCUUGAUCGUGCAUUAGGGGAUUCUGGGACAGAUAUGGAUCGACAAGAGGAUGAUAGAACAACUACCACAUCAGGAAGUUAUACUGUCGAUCCUCAGGAACUUACUAAUGAAAUUGAUAACUUAUUCUUCAAGGAAAUGAUUGUGUGAAUGUUUCUGUGUGUAAAAAUGUACAAAGUAUAAAAAAUUAAAAUGUAAAAAGUGUAAAUAUUAUAAUGAAAAGAUUCCUUAAAAGCUACAUUCAACUUAAUUUAGACAGUGUAUUUUCAGAAGAGGGAAAGAAUUGACUGUUAGCAUGAUUUUUUGUUACAUCAGCAAAACUGAUUUGCUAUAUAAGAGUUUAUGAAAAGUGUUUCUUCCAUGUGGACUGUAUCAACUCAUGUAUAAAAAAUAAAUUGUAAAUAUGAAUUUGAAGCCAUUUACUUGCCAAUGUUAAAAGUACAAAUAACUUCAUAUUUCAAAUUGUACAACUUAACAAAAUAAUGAAAACACAAACCUCCCAUGGCAACCAUUUAGAUAAAUUGAAUCCAUAUGUUUUUAAAUGUCAUUUCAAUUCAAUUACAUGAUUUGACCCCAAUCUUGCGUAUGACAAUUGACAAAAUUAAUUUGACAUUUAGAAAAUUUAUCAGUUGUCAUGGGACACUGAUUUGGAAAUACAAAAUUAUCAGAUGAAAUCAAAAUAUAAAAGUAUAAACUCUUACUAUUAUUACUCUUACUGGAUAUAACUAUCUGUUUGACUUGAAUUUU